Drosophila hydei is the source of this 3495-nucleotide messenger RNA. RefSeq lists its product as uncharacterized. NCBI's taxonomy places the organism in Eukaryota, Metazoa, Arthropoda, Insecta, Diptera, Drosophilidae. Gene Ontology annotation, cellular component: MSL complex. The coding region runs from base 90 to 3272 and encodes 1060 amino acids. The record is from RefSeq and is a predicted model, not a curated record. The transcript is spliced from 7 exons.
UUCGUAACUGGAUUGUGGGCACCCACGAUAUUUGCCGUGUAGCGUGCGAAGUGCGCGCCGCUUCUUCAUUACAGUUAACAUAUCUGCGAAUGAUGAGCACUACACGAACCAACUGCAUGAAUGCUGAUGAAAAUGGCACAGUUGCUCCCGCUGCCGCUGUCGGCGUCGUCGUCGCCGCAUCAACAUCGUCGACGACGGCGGUGCCGGAAUUUGUGCACCUGACUGAGACGCGUCGAUAUAUUUAUAGAGCGAUUGCCGCCAUUCAUGAUGACAGCUUCAACAAUGUUAUAAAUCGACUACUCAGACAGUUCGAGAGUGCCAUACGAGAGGAGCUGGAAUACGCGCAGAAUUCGCCUUCAAUAUGUCGGAAAUUGGCGCGCAGCAUAAUCGGUCUCGCGGAUCUGAUACACACUCUACUGGGACAACGCUUGUCGGUCAAUAGCAGCUGGACUGUGUGUCGGGAUCGUUGGUGCUACAUUGUGGCCAAUUAUAUUGCCUGUGAGCUAUGCGCCGCACAGGAUCGAAUCGAGAAGGACCAGAGUAUCAUAGAGAGAAUUGGCAGCAUGCUCAGUCUAUACGUUGAGGGAAAUGAAGAGAGAUCUGCUGUGCACAAGGAAAACACUCUGCGCACGCUAAUCGCAAUACCCAAGCUGUAUGGCCAGGCUAACAUCAUCACGGUCUUCUACAGCCGUCUUUUUCCUCAAUGGUCGUCAACAUCUGGCUUGUUCAGUCAGGCUGAGCUGCCCGAUAAGAUAUAUAUUGAGUAUAUUAUUAUAUUUUAUUACUGGCAGCGAUUGGAGCGCAAUGAGUUGACUAAGCAGCGCAUCUCUGAAUUUGCUAACAAAUUUAUGCGGCCUGCCCGCACACUACCCUAUAAUCCCGCCUACAUAGAGCAUCUGCCCAAAUAUAAUACACCGAACACGGCCACUCGUUGCAUUUUGGAGCAUCUCAGCCUCAAGCAAUGUUGCCGAGGAUUGCAUUCAGCCAGCAAAAUGGACAAUCGAAUGUUUCAGCCCAAUGAAUUAAUACUUGACUCAGAUGAAGAGGACACAGCUUCUGAAUCUAGCUUGGUAUUGGUAAGCGCGUUGUUCUUAACGGCGAGCGCAACGCAGCAGCAGCCGCUGCCACCACCAGCUCCUGAUCCGCCUGACUUCCUAAAGCGUUUGUGCCGCAAUGCUAGUCACUUGGAGCCUGUGAAACGUGCUACGGCCUUGUAUCGAGGAAUAGACAGCACUCGCGAAGUUGUGGAUCUGUGUGAAUCGGACGAUGAGGAGGAAAUGUUCUCACUUGACUUCAGCGUGCCUGCGAAUGUGGAUGGCAAUGGUUCUUCAAACUCGAACGAGGCGGUUGGAGUUGGCGACGAUGACUAUGUGCCCAUAACGCGCAUAUACCCCAUUAAUUUGCGCACAUAUCAGCGUGCCACGAGCAGCGGCGCAACCGUAUCUGCUGCCCCUGCUGCGACCUAUACAAUGCCGCGCAUAGUCAAUAGUUACAGCUGCCGGAGGGAUAGCUUGCAUCUCGUGUCCACAACGCAGACACCGCCACAUCUUGUUGAUCAGUGUGUACAAACGGCAGAACAAGAGGAGGAAGAGCAACAGCAACAACUGUUGGAGCAAGAACAGCAGCAGCUACAUUUUAACGAUGAUGCCAUAUCUAGUUGCAUGAUCUAUUCGGAUACGGGGCUAACUGCCAGCCCCACAACCACCGAACUGCUCUACGAAGCGUCCUUCAGUCGCAGAAAAAGCAGUCCGGGCGUUAACAGGAAACUUAAACCCAAUGACAAUCAUCACUGCCAUCAAUCAUCUAGUCGUAAUAGUCAUAGUAGCGAGGCCUCGUUGCACAAGAAACAGGUCACGUUUAGUACACAACAUUUGGGAGCCUCGAGUAAAGCCCAGUUAAACAAAUCGCUUAAAACCAUUAAGCCGUCAAUUAAGCGUUAUAAAAAUCUAAGUAAUACAUUACUAACGCCGCUGACAAAACCCAGUUCAAAUAUGAACUUUAUUGAAUCUCUAAAGUGGAUGGGACGGAAAGAACACUUACUUGCUAGCCAGCGCAUGUUUAGCAAACUGGAAUCGAAGAAAAACUGUGAUAAACGGACUACUGAAUCGGUGUCUUCCUGCAACCGACGUGACCGCCGAGAUCAGCAGUCACGUUUGCCAGCCACUAUCACGCCCACGCCCUCAAGUCAGCUAACGCCCACGACCAGCAAUGCAUCCAGUGGUACACCAACACCGCAACCGAAGAGGCAGCCACCUCGAGGUUCACAACGUUCAUUGCCCACGCCACCCGCCUCCACGCACAGUUCCAUUGAGACGUGUCGUCAUCGAAAGGCGACUGAUAGGGUAUUGAACUCCAUUGAUGUUGAGGUGCAGGCAUUGGCCAGAAAGUAUAAAUUUGACCGUCGCAAGUUCUCUGACAGUUCCAUGGAGCACGUGGAUUUCUAUAAUAGUCUACUAAAGCUUCAACGCAGAAGGAUGAACGAGAAGCGGCAAUCGAAUGUGGCAAUCAAAUCGCAAUCAGAGUCAAAACUUACGCUUAGCAAACGAUUGUAUGCAUCAAAUAUGAAGCUACGCAAUGAAAUCGCGAAGCUGGAGAGCGAUGUUGAGAUCAUUAAGAACUUUGCGGUGCAGGCGAGAGCAAAGACGGCAGCAACAACAACGAGUACAGCGAUGUUAAUGCCUGUUGUAAGACUGAAGCGUGUCCAUAUUGAAGACUGGGAAACGUCACGCUGCAACACUGAGUACAGUAUUAACGAGGAAUUCGAUCAGACCAAGCAGCCAAGGCUAGCCAAACGGCGUCGUCGAAAGCAACAUUGCUGGUCAAGGAUAAAGAACGUUAAUAAAAAGAAAAAACUGACUCAGCAGGAGAUUUUAAGUGAAGCUGAAAGUCCAGCUCCCACUGCUGAUAUUGCUGAUAUUGAUACUCCCACUGAUUCUAAUGCUACUCCUGUUGCUACUUCUGUUCCUGAUGUUUCUGUCUCUUCGCCCGCUCCUGUUGUUUCCUCGUCACCUGUGCCAGACUGCAUUGCCGCCUACGUAACAUUGGCUAACAAUGGGGAGUCAUGCAGUGAGGAAGACGCACUGAUAAAGCCCAUUGUUAUGCAAGUGCGCACGCCCAGUCCCGAGUUGGAGUCGAGCAGUGUAAUAGCCGCACACGAGAUCGAAGUGGCGUCCAGUAAUGUACCUGUCUAUUUGCUCAACGGCGAAAGUCGCGAUUUGAUAACGCCCGUGCCAACAAUUCUGGCCAGCGAUUUGGUUGCAUAUGAGCCGUAACAUUCGAGUUAAGAUUGUAGGCGCGUGUAUGUGGAAUCUAAAUCUAUAAUGGCUAUUGGCCACUUUUAACUAUAGUCCAUACAUAUAUAUCUCUAUAUUUUUGUUGAUAUUUAAAAUGAAGCCUGUUAAAAGAAUAUUGAAACACAAACACAAUAUUUCAUAAUGUAACUUUAAGUAUAUUUGAAUGACUUGUUGAACUUUACAAUUAUUAAUUGCCAAUCAU